AUGCCAGACGGAACCCCCACCCCCGCGCUCCCCGCCGACGCCAAGCCGCUCAACUCGUAUGAGCGCGAGUUUGUCGCGAUGAUGAACGACGUCGACGCGCUCAUCGACGGCGAUCUGCCACCAAAGCACCGCAAGAUCCUGGUCAACUACCGGCGGCAUGGCUUGCUCGAGGUCGCCGGACGAUACGACGAGCUGCUCAAACCCACCAUGACGAUCGAGGAGCCGCGGUACCGCGUGAUCGAGGGCGGCAAGACGGUGGUGCUGGACGGCAUGGCGACCGUGCGCGGGUUCUACGAGACGCUCGCGGCGCUCGACAUGCUCGUCAUGUGGACUGGGCGGCAGAAGAUGGCCGUGCACGACUGGGGCUUUGCGGGCGAGGCAGAGUUCUCGCAGUUUGUCCCGGGCAAGAUGCUCGGCGACGACGUGUUUGGGAGUAUCGGGAACGAUCCCACCGCCGCGGCGCCCGUCUCGAGCAAGUUCGACUCCGAGGGGUGGUAUCUCGUCCGCCGGACGCUCGCCUUUGUCUGGCACUACGAGGACGACGGGCGCCUCAUCGGCGAGCACGUCUACGAGGACCCGAUCACCAAGAAGAUUGAGCAGGUCGACCCGAGCGUCGUGAUCAAUGGCGCGCGCGCGGCCCAGCUCCUUGCGCCGAUUAUCGACAAGUACGGCCGCUGUGAGGUCUAG
Molecule: messenger RNA, 687 nt
Organism: Vanrija pseudolonga
Lineage: Eukaryota; Fungi; Basidiomycota; Tremellomycetes; Trichosporonales; Trichosporonaceae
Exons: 1
Coding region: 1-687 (228 amino acids)
Source: RefSeq, a predicted model, not a curated record